AUGCCACACACCUUGAAAGUUUUGAAGUCUAAAUUCUCACGGGCUAUUCGCUGUACACCGUACAAUGGGGACGUGCUGUACUUGACACCAUGGACUCCUUCGUACAGCGUUAUCACUCAAGGACCAGGCGUUCCAGUUGAGGAGCAUGUUACGCUCGGCGAUCUGGAAGAACCUCACCCUAAAUCACCUUGGACGUCUUCUUACUCGGUAACCGUACAAGGCAACGUUGCCCAGGCCAAUGAGGGACUUGAUGACUUGGAACAGCUUCCUCCGAGUGCUGCCCAAUCUGUUGCAGCGGAGGGAGUUGAAGAGCAACCUGUUCCGUUUGCAGAAGAGGCUCUCAUUUCUAGCCUUGGUAGUCACGCUAAGUAUUUUCAACAGCAAUUGGGUACUAUCGACCCUGACGAAGAGCGCAGUAGUUCUCCCUGGAUGCCGUCCUACUCAGUAUCUGCAGUUGAACCAGCAUCUGCGCUUGAGGAUCAAGCAGUCGCUGAGGAUAACGAGUUUGUUGAACAUGGCUCAUUUAUCAUUGAGACCCAAUCAUCUGUUUUGGUAGAAGAUGCUCAGGUCAAAUCGGACUUGGGGCUUCUGUGA
Messenger RNA from Suillus bovinus, 594 nucleotides. RefSeq lists its product as uncharacterized. The transcript has 5 exons. The coding region runs from base 1 to 594 and encodes 197 amino acids. The record is from RefSeq and is a predicted model, not a curated record. Lineage: Eukaryota; Fungi; Basidiomycota; Agaricomycetes; Boletales; Suillaceae.